ACAGCCAGAACCAGAGAGGAGAUACCAUGGCCCGUACCUUCACAGCCCUGCUCUGCCUUGGGCUGAACGUGGGCCUGAGGACCCCAGUGCAUGCAGGGACCCUCCCCAAACCCACCCUCUGGGCUGAGCCAAGCUCUGUGACCCUGUUGCAGAGCUCUGUGACCAUCUGGUGUCAGGGGCCCCUGCAGGCCCAGAGGUUCCGUCUGCAUAAAGAAGGAAGCGGAAUAUCUUUGGAAAGAGAGAAGCCACUGGAACCCAGUGACAUGGCCAAUUUCUCCUUCACACACACUACAGAGUAUGAUGCAGGGAGAUAUCAAUGCUCCUAUCUCAGCCCCAGUGGCUGGUCAGAGGUCAGCGACCCCCUGGAGCUGGUGGUGACAGGAUUCUACAGCACACCCAACAUCUCAGCCCUGCCCAGCUCUGUCCUGACCUCAGGAGGGAAUGUGACCCUCCAGUGUGGAUCAUGGCAGAAAUUCAACAGGUUCAUUCUGACUAAGGAAGGAGAAGACAGGUUCUCCUGGACCCUGGACUCACAGCCUCACCCCAGUGGGCAAGUCCAGGCCCAGUUCACUGUGGGACCUGUGACCUCCAGUGACAGGUGGACAUUCAGAUGCUAUGGCUGUUACAGGAGCACUCCCCAGGUGUGGUCACACCCCAGUGAUUCCCUGGAGCUCCUGGUCUCAGACUCCCACUCCCAAGACUACACAGUGGAGAAUCUCGUCCGCAUGGGUGUGGCUGGCUUGGUCCUGGUGGUCCUCAGGGUGCUGCUGUCUCAGGCUCGAGACAGUGAGAGAAUGGCCCAGGCUGCCACCAGGAGAUUCCUUGGUCUCUUCCUUCAGCACAGCUGGGUUCAGAGAGGAGACACCAUGUCCCCCACCCUUACAGCCCUGUUCUGCCUUGGGCUGAGCAUGGGCCUGAGGACACCUAUGCAGGCAGGGACCCUCCCCAAACCCACCCUCUGGACUGUGCCAGGCUCCAUGGUCCCCUGGGGGAGACCUGUGACUAUGUGGUGUCAGGGGAGCCUAGAGGCUGAGGAGUAUCGUCUGGAUAAAGAAGGAAGCUCAGCACCCUGGGACAGACAGAUGCCACUGGAUCCUAGGAACAAGGCCAAGUUCUCCAUCACACAGAUAACAGAGCACUCUGCAGGGAGAUAUCACUGUUACUAUCUCAGCCACAGGGUCUGGUCAGAGCGCAGUGACCCCCUGGAGCUGGUGGUGACAGGAGUCCAUUACAGCAAACCCAGCCUCUCAGCACUGCCCAGCCCUGUUGUAACCUCAAGAGGGAACAUGACUGUCAAAUGUCACUCAGAUGAGGGAUUUGGCAAGUUUGUUCUAACUAAGGAAGAAGAAGAUAGCCUCUCCUGGGCCCUCGACUCACAGCAAGACCCAAGUGGGCAUUUCCAGGCCCUCUUCCUUUUGGGCCACAUGAUUCCCAGACAGAGUGGGACUUUCAGAUGCUAUGGUUAUUUCAGGAGCAAACCCCAGUUGUGGUCACCACCCAGUGAGCCCCUGGAGCUCCUGGUCUCAGGAGUCUACAGCAAACCGAGCCUCUCAGCCCAGCCCAGCCCUGUUGUGACCUCAGGAGAGAAUGUGACUCUCAAAUGUCACUCAUAUGAGGGAUUUGGCAAGUUUGUUCUGACUAAGGAAGCAGAAAACAGGCUCUCUUGGAGCCUGCACUCACAGCAAGACCCAAGUGGGCAUUUCCAGGCCCUGUUCCCUGUGGGCCCCAUGAUCCCCAGACAGAGUGGGACUUUCAGAUGCUAUGGUUACUACAGGAGCAACCCCCAGAUGUGGUCACCAGCCAGUGAGCCCCUGCAGCUCCUGGUAUCAGGAGCAGCUGCCACCAUCGGCCCAUCACAUAACAGCUCAGAUGACAUGAAUGACUCCCACCCUCAAGACUACAGAGUGGGGAAUCUAAUCCGCAUGGGCCUGGCUGGCUUGGUCCUGGUGGUCCUCGGGGUACUGCUGUUUCAGGCUCAAGACAGCGAGAGAAUGGCCCAGGCUGUGGCCAGGACCUGAACACAGAAGUGGCCAGAGCACCCUUCAGAGUAAGAGACUUGGAAAUGAGGUCAUGUGCCCAGAAAGUUAUGGAACAUAAUCGGGGCAUGCCAUGUGACCUGUCUGUAGCUUAUUGCAGGUGGAGGAUUUCUUGGUCAUAUGCAGGGGGACAAGGUCUGAACCCUUCUGCCAUUAAAUUCAGCCCAUCCUUUCCUGUCCAUUGUUGAGUCAUGUGACAAGGUCUGACUUUUUCCCAUUCAGUUAAAUUGGAAUUGAUCCCACAUGGCAUGGUCACGUCCAUACCUCCCUGCACUUUCAGAAACAUGUUCUUUUUUAUGUCUUAUUACACCUGCCCGAGGUUGGUAUAAAUUGCCCAUCUACUCAGUGCACAGCCUGAAAUCUAUUUUAAUAAAUCCAUGAACUGGCAUCACAAACAUUCAGCGCACAAGAGAUAAAUCCAAAAUGAUGCCCUAGCACCGUCUGUGGACCCAUGUGCCUUCACCUUUCCUAAGAUGGCACCUGUGGACUUUCCCCAGGAACCUCCUCACAUGGAGAAAAGACUUUUUUUUUAUCUACACCUGAGGAUAUUUACAUUGCUUUUUAUUUUGAGAGGUAGAAGAGAGAAGCAGAAACACUGACGUGAGAAAUGAACAAUGAUUGGUUGCCUCCCAUAUGUGCCUGACAGGGGAUUGAACUUGCAAUCUAGGUAUGUGGGCUGACUGGGAACAAAUAGGACAAAGUUUUGGUUAUGGGAUGAUGCUCCAACCAAUGGAGCCACACCAGCCUGGGGAAAUCAAGAUGUAUUUGUCUGAAGGGACUGCCCGGGUUGCAGUGCACUGGAAAAACCCACUGUUAAAAACACAGUGCAGGAUACAGAUGUUGUAUUAGAGAAUUGUACAUUGAAACUUAUAUAUAAUUUCACUACCCGAUGUCACUCCUAUGAAUUCCUCUUAAUAAAA
Phyllostomus hastatus (greater spear-nosed bat) is the source of this 2956-nucleotide messenger RNA. RefSeq names its product leukocyte immunoglobulin-like receptor subfamily A member 6. Gene Ontology annotation, molecular function: inhibitory MHC class I receptor activity. Bases 27 to 2018 code for a protein of 663 amino acids. The transcript is spliced from 12 exons. Gene Ontology annotation, biological process: cytokine-mediated signaling pathway. The record is from RefSeq and is a predicted model, not a curated record. NCBI's taxonomy places the organism in Eukaryota, Metazoa, Chordata, Mammalia, Chiroptera, Phyllostomidae.